Rotaria sp. Silwood2 is the source of this 492-nucleotide messenger RNA. Lineage: Eukaryota; Metazoa; Rotifera; Eurotatoria; Philodinida; Philodinidae. The record is from the annotation of a GenBank genome assembly.
AUGGAUGAAAUUAAAGAAGAAAGACAAUGGAAAGAUUUUCGUAUUAAUUUUCAUGGUGAAGCUGCAGAAUUUCCAAAUAAUAAAUUUUAUGCAACUAUUAACAUUGAACCUGAAACAGCUCGACUACUCAUUUCAAAAUUCUUGCUGAUUGUUAAUAACUGUUGUCGAGCUGAAUUUCCCAGUUCUUAUCAAUGUAUAUCAGCAGCAGGUUUCGAUGUAACAAAUGAAAAUAAUCAAAUAAAGGUUAGAGUUGAAGCAAUACCUUCGAAUGACAAUUGGAAAUCAACGAAAAAACAAUCUGAAUUAUGUUCUUUUUUAUUUAUUGGCAAAACUUUAACUUUAAAUCCCAUUAUACAUUUUAAUUGCACUGAAGAUCCUUCAAUAUUUAAUGUCAACAUUAAAUGGUAUCAUAUUGGUGAUGAUUAUGCUCAUAAAUAUGUUAUCCAUUUAGAUGGAAAAGAAAUUCAAUAUGUAAAUUUGUUUUAUAAAUAG